GCGCCUCAGCGCUGGCCGGCCGGCCGCUCCGCCCCUCGCCCGCCCGGAACUUUCCCGUGCAGGCGUGACUCGGCGGCGCUCAGCCUGCGCCGGCACAAGCGUCUCGGGCAGGGCUGGCAGGUGGAGCGAGAUCGCGCUGCCUCUCGCCCGCAGCCCCGCCGCGGAGGGACGAACACGGCCGCCCUCGAGCGGGGCAGGGACAGAACGGCGCUCGGUGAGUAAGUGCGUGGCCGGUGGCGAAGGAGGAAGGCUGCGAGCGCGACGCCGGCGCUGCUCCCCAGGGGCUUUCCCCCUGUUUCUGCUCGGCGCCUUGUGCUUUUCUGUUGUUCUUCGGCUUUGUUUUAGUCUAUGGGAUUUCACAUAUUGCUACCUGGACUACGAUGUAUGCUGGCAUAUAAGCCUCGGUUGCUAUGUUGACGGCUCAGCUUCAUUGGCGUAAUCCUAAGCACAUUUAGUCAGAGGGAAAAUCCUACAACUGCAGGCAUUCCCCAUCUGGAUUUUUUAUUUUUUGGUGGUCUAAGCUCGUAUAGAAUUGCCCCCUUAAUUUGAAAAGGCGUUUAGGCGUUCGCAGCAAACCUGUGGCGGAGGCAGGCUACUUGUAAUUCCCAUUUUACAGCAGGGAAAGCUGCGGCUGAGAGCAAAAUAGGAUUGCUGGCUGAGGUUGGCUUAGACAUACGGUUGUUUUUAUGGAACUCGAUGAAUCUUGCCUCUGAAUGUAACCUUAAAGCAGUUCUUUUUUCAGUGUGACCCUUAAAUCGGUAUCUGCUAAAGACUUAUUUGCAUUACAAAUGCCUUCUUGUCUUCCCCAUUGGAAGUCAUCAAGUUUCAUCUUAGAAGCACGAAGGCAAUUCUAACGUCCUGGCAGAGGACGAUGGAUAUUAGUGUGAACUAGGAAAUCCCCCUGCUAACUCCCAGUCACUAGAUGACUUUAGGUAAAUUCCUUGCCCUUUGGCCUCGAACGGAGCCCACCCCGGUUGUAACAUGAGAAUAAUAAUAAUGUUCUCCGGUAUAGGAUUGUUGUAAGAAUUAUUGAGAGGGUUUGUAUGGAGUUUUUCUCUCUGCAGCAAAAUGCUAAGGGGUUGUUCUUCCCGUGAUUUUUAACAGCAGAGGCUGCCUACUGUAAGUGUGCUUGAAAAUCAAGUGGUUUCAUUCCAUAGAAUAUUAACACAUUCUUAGCACAGCGUCUCUUAGUUUCGUGCUCCACAAUCACCACAUUCCAGUAGAUGAAAUACACUCACUUGGGAGAUGCAGAGUUUGUCACCAGUCAUGUCAACAAAUUCUUUGAUUAAAAACAAAGACAAUUUGGCACCUUUUGCUCAGAGGACACAGUGCAUUGAAUCCAUGCCAAGGUAGCUGAAGUUGAAAUCAGUGGGACAACCUACUAAUGAUUUGACUUGAAGUCCCAUUGAUUUCAGUGGGAAUUGAGCUUGGUGAUGAUCCUGAUGGUGCAUUUCCAGAAUAAUGCAAGUAGCACCAGAGACAACAGAGGAGGGAAAAGACAGUGCAGGGGUGGGGGGGGGGGGCAGCAUUCUCCAGCCUGGGCCCUUCCAGAUGUUUUGGACUGCAUCUCUAGUAUUUGUGGUCAUUUGUCAUACCAGCUGGGACUUUACGUGCUUGCAUGAAAGGGAAGCCAAAGGGAAAUUAAGUUUUGGAGGAGAGAUGGGGCAGCAGCGUUCAGGUGUUUGGAUAGAGAGAGAGAGAGACCAUAUUGUUUGCACAUUAGAACUUUGGAUGGGGAUUGAGAAGCCAAAACAAGGAGGGGAGAGAGAGAACUUGAAAGAGGCAGCAUUGCAGAAGUUGAAUCAGUAAAAAUUGCAUGCAGAAGUUGCAGGCAUUUCUUUUCAGCUUGCUGUUUCUUCUUGGCUUUCCUCAUAGGUGAAUUUGUAUCAAGAAGAGUGACAGGCAGAGUUGAUCAGCUGCUCCCCUGAGCUAACUGGAAAGUGAAAGUCACCUUUUUCUGUUUCUUUGGGACAUUUCACUGGGGAAUUCUGGCUUUCUAAGAAGGCUCUGCACCUAUGUCUCCAUGGAUAUUUCUUUGAGUGUUUGAGACUCCUGAAUUUCCCAGGAAAAGUAAGGAGCUGGUAUACAUUUGGCAAACCUUCCCCAACCCAAUGCCCUCUAGAGGUGUUGGACUGCAGGUUUGUCAUUCCCAAGCAGCACAGCCAGUGGCUGUGACUUGGUGGCUGCAGCCGAUCACGUCUGGAAGCCACCAGGUUGGGAAAGGCUGCGGUGCUACCAUUGCCAUUUGAGGAGAGCUUGUCCAAGAGCGCUUUGGAUGCAAAAGGUCCCCGGUUAGGAUGAUAUCAGCAGCUCCCCAAGACCACAAACAGGUUUUUCUCAUCUUUAAUAGUCAAUAAUAUAGAGUGACUGAUGCUAAUCUAGGAAGAAGAAUGCGCUGCCUCAGUAAAAGGCAGCCUCCUAUGUACAGAUGCCUAGCUGGGAAGCAGGGAUAGUAUCAUCUGCAAAGUUUUGCCUUGCUUUUUGAGUGGAGUGGGUCAAAGCAUGUUCACAGCCUCAGCCUCCCAUGCCGUGGCUGUCUGGAUGCUCCGGUCCUGAGUCACUUGCUCAGAGCUGGUUGCAUGAAUCAGAAACGUAGUAACCAAGAAGGAGGAGGUUCUUGCUUCAGCAAUGAGGUCAUGCUUUUGCUCAAGGGUGGUGUGCAGCACCUGUCCCAUAUAUGCUUGCUCUUGUCUUGCUUCAUGGCUCUGUUGCUUCUAGAAAGCAGGGUCUGAAGAUCUAUAAUGCAGGCAUUCUCUGGAAUUUAUAGAUCCUUCACUCACAAUAGAACUGAAAUUCCAUGAAAUUGCUCAAGCUUUUGAGUUCUGAACUCUAUCAGAUUAGGUGGUACAAAACAGCAAAGUGUGGGUGGAAGAAGUGGAAAAGUCCAUAGACAUCUGACCAGAUGAUGUUGGCUUUGUGGUCUGCAGUUUAGAUAGAUCAGGGGUGGCAAGCUUUUUGCCCUCCAGAUGUUUUUGCUUACAACUUCCACCUGCUCUAGCCAGAACAUUUGAGGAAUGCUGCUCUACAGCCAGUGGCUGGCCCAACUAAAAUCCUUUUAAGUGACUGAGGCCCAAUUCUAUCCCUGCUUAGACAGAAAAGGGUCCUACAACAACCGGUUGUGUGGUCUGGGGAACGCUGGGAGUUAUACAACGCUUUGUGUCUGAGCUUGCAGUCUUUGUGGUGUGCAGAUGGUUGCAAAGGUUGGAUGCACCCCACGAGGCCUGAAAUAACCUCUCUUCACGUGUCGUGGCCUUUUUCAGGAAGUCACCCCACCCUGUCCACGUUCAGCAAAGGGGAGACAGAAGCUCAGAAAGGCCGUGCUGUGGUUCAGUUGCUUCAGCUUAGAACUGAUUUUGGGAGGGGAAAGGGUGGAAUGCAAAUCAGUAAAUGGGUGGAAACGCUGAAGGAGCUAUUUGUGUUGCUGCAGUCUGGACACUGAGCAAGAACGACUCCAGGAGUCUCUCUACUGGGCUUGUCAGCACUCAGCUCACAGGCCACAAGUGCCACAUGGCCGCCAUCACUGCUCUGCUGCUGAAUCUGCCAUAGGGACGACCCCCCAUUUCACUUUAAAAUGAGGUGUGCAGUUCUGUCAAGGGGUCCCCCACUCCCCUUGCACAAUGGUUGCCAUUUAGCUGCAGAGGGAAGGGCUGUACCACUCAGGUGAAUGUAAAACUAGUAGAAGGCCGACCCAUUCUGCAGCAUGGAUGCCCCUUCUCAGAAAUGGCUUGGCCCUUCCCAGAGCUUUGGGGCAGAGAACCAUAAAAGGAAUAGACAUUUUCUGUGGUCAGAUGACAUCCAUGAGUUGGAUUCUGAGGCCCAUGAACCGAAGGAAGACGGUCUACUUCUGCACAGUGCAAGUGGAAGGGUGCUCUUAUCAUCAUUCAUGUGCUGCUUGUGGCUUCUUGUGGAGGCAUCUGUUUGGGUCAUGCGUGGACAGGAUGCUGGGCUAGAUGGAUGUUUGGUCAGGUCCAGCACGAAUCUUCCUGCACCCUGAGAGCUCCCUGCUGGUCUGCCCAAGGAUUGUUGAUCUGGCAUCACCCUAAAUUGACACAGUUGGGUUCACUGAUCAGACAAACCAGGCAAAAUACGUCGAUAGCAGUGCCAAGGGCUGCUUUCUUAUCCACUGCCAGAUUAACCUUUGCAUUGCCAUUUUAGGCAUGCUGAUGAGAACAAUGGAAGUUGGAGGCCAAGGUUCACUUGGCAAGCCCCUGAGCUCAGGUUUCCUAGGCAUGUGACCUUGAUGCAUUUAGAAUCCCUCCUGUGACCUUGUUACACAUGAAAUUCCUGGGAACUUACUGCCGAAUCAGCACUUGUUGGAGAAGUAGAAGGUCAAACUAUUCUGUAGAAUUCUCAACAGUGGCACCAGGAUCCUGUAGCGUUAAAGAAGCACUAAAGGAGUUCUUUCACUGGUGGUAUCAACCUGUGCACAGUAGUCAUCUGCUGUAAGAGUUGACUGGGGAUUGUGGGAGUUGUAGUCCAAAACAUCUGGGCCGCAGGUUGAGUAAGUCUGUUACAAGGUACACAGCAAAUGUUAUACAGCAAAGGGAAUUGUGCCAUGUUCAAAGCUAAAUGGCACUGGUGAUUUGACAGCUCUUUAACAGCUGCAGUGUGCUUCUUCUCGAUUCACAGAUGCCAAGAAGCCCUACCAGUGCUGUCCUUUUACUGCCUGUGAUAUUUGAUUAAUUCUACAUCUCUGAAUUUUAUAAAUUGUAAGAUCUCUUUGCGUACAAGGAAGUUUUGAUCUCUUACUUGCGAAGUAAGUCUAGGGAGUUAUUUCUGAAGUUUAGGGAUUUUUUUCUGUUCACCUGGCAAGCAGGAUUCUCUUUGUAUAUCUCAGUUCCUGGAGUGCUAAAGGGGAACUUGCAUUAAACGUUCCAACUGGGAGCAUUAUUUUAGCCUUGCUUACAUUGGCCAGGCUGAGGGUGGGGCAUAUAUACUAGCCUUCAUAUAUAUCCAACUUGAUGCCUUUCAGAUGUGUUUGACUACAAUGCCCAUGUUGGCUAAGGAUGGUGGGAGUCUCUCUUCUCUGGAGAGAACCAGGCAAAGGAGGUUAGGGGCUUGGGACAAACAUGUCUUUAGGCCAGGGAUGGGCACCUUGUGGCCCUCCAGUUGUUUUGGCCUAUAACUCCCAUCAUCCUUCCAAUUGGCUAUGCUGGCUAAGGCUGAUGGGCAUUGCAGGCCAAAACAUUUGGAAAGCCAUAAAUUGCCCACCUCUGCCUUAAGUAAAACCAUAGCCAGCAGCUUUCGGCCAGACUGGCCAUUGUCCCGAUUCUGUGUGUGCAGGCUUUAAUAUACACAUAACUGCAUCACUUUGGAUCGUAUAUUUCAGGGACACAGCAAGUGCUAGAUGUGAAGUGUACCAAUAUGACAUUUGAGUUGCAGGACUAGAGAGCCAAAGCUGCAAAAGUAAGCAAGGCAAAACAUCUGGACACCAUAAAAGCAUAGAUGACUUGGGAAAACCAUCCUAAAAUAGGGGUUGGAAAUGAUGGAACUUAAAUAGUUAGAAACACUGUGAAGGGGUUCACAUAAUUGAUUUUUUUCUUUUCUUGAGAGAAUACCCUCCCAUUACAUAGGUAGCAUGGCACCUCUGUCUUAGGAACCUAUGACAUCGUUAGUCUGAACAAUCUGAGAACUGGUGGUGGUGGUGGUGAGCUUCAGCGCUAGACUCCUUACUCUGCUUUGAAAUGGCAUCAUAUGGUUGAAAUCAGCCUGCCAAUGAGUGGGGCCUUCCUUCUUCCGUUCAUUUCCAUGUGUGUUUCUCAUCCCUGCCUCUUCCCUUUAUGUUUGACCCAAUUCCUGAGCAUUGCUAACUGCUCCCUACAGAGGUACAUUUGGGCCUGAUCUCUUUGCUGAUGUGGGGCUGCCACACUCAGCCAUAAUAUAAACCUUUGACUUAGAUUCUGUUGCUCCUGUUCUCCCAGUAUCCCAAGAGGAAGUUCUGCCAGAGCUCUCUAGCCCAGGUGAUGCAGAUAAGCAUCUUGGCCAGAAACCAGAGCUAGGCAUGCUGCCAUAGCUGGGCAUGCUGCUCACCGUCUGACAGCUCCAGUAGAUCAGGUAUCACCUGUCUGACCUUGGGAGCAGGUAACUGCUCUCUCUCUCUCUCAUUCUCUCUCUCUCUCUCUCUCUCUCUCUCUCUCUCUCUCUCUCUCAUUCUCUCUCUCAUUCUCUCUCUCUCUCUCUAUCUGUGUCACUGUCCAGUUGUCAGACAUGUGAUCGUGUUGAGCAAGCCAGGUGAGUCAAGAGACAUUCAGGCAGAUAGGACAAAAUGUAGCCCUCUUUCAAAGGAAGGUCAUUUUUUUUGUAUUUAUUUUUCAUUGUGCAAUACAAAAAAAACCAAACCACACCAUUACAAAAGACAAGUGGCAAUAUUUGCAUAGUACUAAGAAAUAGUUCCAUAGCACCAGUUACAUUUAUAUUGUGCGUUUAUUUAUUAUUUGAUCUUGUAUACCUAUAUGUUAGUAUGUAGCAGAGCAUACUGUUGUUAUUAAGAAUAAUUACACAUAUACUUGGACAAAGGCACCCCAAAUAUCCAUAUAUUGAUCUGUUUGUAAGUUAUGCUAGAGACCUCCUGUUCAAAAAUAGUUUCACUUACCCCAUGCGCUGUGUUAUUCCAGUUGGCCAUUUGUGCUAAAGAAGUCUAUUUUUGAUUGUAUUUCGAUGCCUGAGAUUGAGAUAAUCUCAAUUUGUGAUGCAUCUCAGCUUUCCAUUGAGAAUUACCCUUUUCUCUGGAGAGUUCUGAUUUAGCUAAUGAUUUCGGUGCCAGAAGAGCUCACCACAACAGAGCAGUUCUUCGAAGAUGGGUGCAGUUUUAUAGAAGUUCUGCCAUUAACACCAGCAUGCUGUCCGCAAUCUGUGAACUGAUGCUGGGAGAUCUGACUUUUGCUUUUCAAUAUAACACCAGAAAAAUGUCUGGCAUUUUUGCUGCUGGUAAUUGCUCAAGCUCCGCUUCCUUCUUCCCAAUGUGAGUGUGUUGUCCAUGGAGCUAUGCGUGUGUUGGGGGAUUUCCAGUCAUCUGAUUGUCUAAAAUAAUGCAAUCCUUGUUUUUCCAGGUUUUUAAGGAGUGUGUUAUGAAUAGGAAAGUUCCUUCUGAUUGUGGACUGGGAGGUGCUUUUAGUUGGCAUGUCAGUUUUGGAUUCCUGUAGAGGAAGGAGAAGGGGACGGACAGCAAUGGAGUAUAUGAGCACUGACAGUGACCAGAAAGAGGAGAUUGACUUACUGCUAACAGACUUAAAUGUGUCUGAUGUGAUCGACAUCAUGGAUAAGCUUUACCCGAAUGGAGACCUGGACGUUUAUGAAGAUGGCCUCCUCACACUGCACCCGGAGAAGAACAAAAACAAGGAACGUGCAGACUCCUUGCUGUUCAACAGGAGAGAGGUGUCCUUGUUGUCGUCCGUCAAGUAUGGGACCGUGGAAGACUUGCUUGUGUUCGUGAAUCAGGUGUCCAACAUGGCAAAGCAGUUUUGCCGGCCCAGAAGACAAGAGUCCGGGAUCCUAUUAAAUAUGAUCAAUCCCAAAAAUGGACGCUAUCGGAUUGACUCAGACGUGCUCCUGUUCCCAUGGAAGCUCGCCUACCAAAAUAUUGGGACUGACUUCAUUCCACGAGGAGCAUUCGGGAAAGUCUACUUGGCCCAAGACACUGAAACCAAAAAGCGGAUGGCUUGCAAACUGGUGCCAGUGGAGCAGUUUAAGCCAUCAGAUGUUGAAAUCCAGGCCUGCUUUCGCCAUGAAAAUAUUGCUGAGCUGUAUGGGGUCAUCUUGUGGGAUGAGACGAUCCACCUAUUCAUGGAGGCUGGAGAAGGAGGCUCGGUCCUGGAGAAGGUGGAAAGCUGUGGGCCCAUGAGAGAAUUUGAGAUCAUCUGGGUGACGAAGCAUAUCCUCAAAGGCCUUGAAUUUCUUCACUCCAAGGGCGUUAUACAUCAGGAUAUAAAACCAAGCAACAUUGUUUUCAUGUCAACCAAAGCAGUUCUGGUGGAUUUUGGUUUAAGCGUUCAAACCACGGAGGAUAUUUACUAUCCCAAAGAGCUCCGAGGAACAGAGAUUUACAUGAGUCCAGAAGUGAUCCUCUGCCGGGGCCACACCACAAAGGCUGACAUCUAUAGCCUGGGAACAACCAUCAUUCACAUGCAGACGGGCGUCCCGCCAUGGGUGAAUCGCUAUCCUCGCACGGCAUACCCUUCCUACCUGUAUAUCAUCCAUAAGCAAGCCCCACCCCUGGAGGACAUUGCUGAAGACUGCAGCAGCAGCAUGAGAAAGUUCCUGGAAGCUGCCCUGGAAAGGAACCUGAAUCAGAGGCCCUCGGCCACGGAGCUGCUGAAGCAUGAGGCUUUGCACCCGCCGAGGGAGGAGCAACCUCGAUGCCAGAGCUUGGAUUCAGCCCUCUUUGAAAGGAAAAGGCUGCUGAGCCAGAAGGAGCUGGAACUGCCUGAGAACAUUGCUGAUUCUUCAAGUCUUGGGAUUACUGAAGAAUCAGAACUGCUAAAGAGACAGCGAUCACUGUACAUAGAUCUUGGAGCAUUAGCUGGCUACUUUAACCUUGUAUGAGAACCAACAACAUUUGAUUAUGAAUAAAUCUGAGAAUCUCCAGUGAUGGACAGAAGGAGAUCUUUUCUCUUGUACAGCUUUGUUAAAGAAGAAGAAAAAGAUGAAGAAAAAGAGUGCAAUGCUUUUUAUCACUAGAAGGAUUUUAUAAAGCUAAGCCUUUGGGGAGUGCUGACUAAUUACCACUAACGAGCAAACAAAACAACGGAAAGUUACUUGUUCUGGGGAAAAUAUUGCUUCUUGGCAUCUGAUAAGUACGCAUCUUUUGAAUGCAUACAGCAUGUUGUAUUCUAGUCAGUCCUGCAUAGAGGAGAACUGUUCAGCAAAGAACAACAACCCAGAGUGUGGACUGAGUAAGGAUUGUUGUUAAACCAUGGGCUCUCAUUAUGUUACAAUCCUCGUACUAUGGUUUAACUGGAACAGAACAGAUAAUUGUUGGAUUGUUUGCAGUUAACAACCUAUGGUUAAGUCAUGGUGCAGAGUUCACACAUAAUGACAACCCACAAUUCACCCACCAACCUAUAUUCUAACCAUACUCUUGAUUGUCAGUAUAUGCAAACCAGGUCACGGGAAUGAAUGAGACUUAAGUUAGAUUAAAAUUGUGUAUAAAUAGGCACAUGCCAGUCCAUAUAUAAGAAAGCAAUAUGCAUUAAAAAUAGAGACCUGGUUGGUGGGUCAGAAUAGGUAAGUUAAGGAUAUGUCUGGAUCUCCCCCCAGCCCGUGCUGGCUUGGUGAACUUUUCUAAUUGAGAUUUAUUAAAGUGCGUAAUAGAUCAGUUCUGUGGUUGCUUGGUAACAGAGAGCAAGCUUCAUAGCUAUGUGGCUUUCGGUAGAGACGCCCUGACUUCUCUCCACUCAGAAAAUCUGGUUUGUAGCAUUAGGUUGCCUUUGCAAAGUAGGACUGAGGCUAGUUGGAAUGCAGACUCUCCUCUGUCCACUCUCAUCUGGCCCUCCUCAUCCUGCAUAUUUUUGCUUCAACCAAGAGCCACAGACAGGAGGUUCUCUAGUCCUCCACACCCAGCCUCCCACUUGCUCCUAUUAAUUGCUUGUUUUCGACGCCAGGGAAGGCAGCUCACUGUUGCUUCAAUCUUUUUUCGGAACCUCCUUUAGGUUCCUUACCAUACUUCUCAGGCUUUCUUGAUGCUAUUUCAUUGCGCUCACUGGGUCCUUUGGGCUUGGACACAUUGUGAGUUGCUUUGUUGGCCCAAGCUCAUGUGGGGAGGCUCAGAGCUGAUGUUUUUUUCUUGACCCAAGUUGGAAUGCUAGGACAGCAUUUGCAAAUGCUGCUAUGUAAGGCUUCUGGCUCACAUCAAAGUCCUGAAUAUCUUUUACCAGCUGACUGACUCUGGUGGCUUUUGAACAGAUUCUUAGAAUCAGCCAUCAGUCUGUUGAGCAUAUGAAAGGUUUUUAUGACUUAGGCUGCUAUGGAGAAAGUGCUGGAACUGGCGUCCUAGAGUUGGCCAUCUUGGGUGAAGUUUUCUGGAAUGUUCUCAAAGCUCAUCAACAUGGAUGGCAGUUGUGCAAGAGCAUGGAAUAUGCUCUGGCAUAUCAACUGAAAUGGUUUUUAGAUCACAAAGAAAUAGUAAUUGCAAAUGUAAGGCAUUUGGAGUAUGUUAGUAGAAGAAUAUUGCACAAUAUUCAGAGACUGAUGCCAGUUCUGAAGAUGGGUUAAUUUAUGACAGUGGGACUCCAUGUUUUAAGAAGAAAAACAUGUGUUUGAAUGUCAUGAAUUAUAAAUUAAUAUAAGUUCCUAUGGAAAAAAGACAUCCUUUGCUGUUGAAGAUACUGAAUAUAUUUAAAACACUUUGUUUUGGAUGGCAGUAAAAUUGUUUCAAGAACAUCUUUUGUUACAUCCCAUGGGAUGAAUCUGUAAACUUUUAUAAAACAAUCCAGUACUGUUUUAAUCACUGUUGUGUUUUUAAAGUAGCAUACUAUGUAUGUUGUAAAUAGAAUUCUUCAUAAAGUGACAAUGCUUUUGUAUAUAUUUGUUUAACAAUAUAUUUGUAUUAUUUUCUUCCGGUCCUGAUUCUAUUAGAAAGCAAUCAAAUAUUUGAAAUAAUAAAUCCAGGAGUUUCUUCUAA
Molecule: messenger RNA, 10618 nt
Organism: Varanus komodoensis (Komodo dragon)
Lineage: Eukaryota; Metazoa; Chordata; Lepidosauria; Squamata; Varanidae
Gene: MAP3K8
Product: mitogen-activated protein kinase kinase kinase 8
Exons: 8
Coding region: 7120-8541 (473 amino acids)
Biological process (GO): protein phosphorylation
Molecular function (GO): ATP binding; protein kinase activity
Source: RefSeq, a predicted model, not a curated record